CUCUCCUUGGGUCGUAAUGAUAGCGCCUGGGACUCCAACAUCAAGGCGCGGUCUUCAUCUCAUCAUUUGACGUUGUACGAGACUCAGCAAUCUCCAAGAUGCCAAUAGAUCCAAGCGGCUCUACAGUCGUCGCUACUGAAUGGGCCCUUAUCUCGGUCGCGACCGCAGUAAUUCUAGCACGGCUGUAUCUCAGACUCAUUCUGCAACGACGAAGUCUACUCGCGAGCGAUGUGUUCAUGUGCGCGGCAUGGGUUUCAGCGGUCGCUUUAGCAAGCUUCGACAUCUACUUCUUUCGUAUAGGCAUCUUCAAACCUGGCACCACAUUCGAUCUGGCCGGAUUUGAAGGAACUGCGGAAGAGGCCGAGAACUUCUACAAGCUCUACUACUUUUCCAGCUAUCCCUUCUACACCACGUUCUACUUCUCCAAAGCAGCUCUCCUGGCUGUGUACUUACAGAUCUUCCCUAGCUUUAUGGUAAAGCGACGUCGAUUCCUCUGGGCUGUUAUCGUUUAUGUUGCGAUAAGUUUCAUUAUUACAAUACUUUUACUUAGCCUGUCAUGUCUGCCAGUAUGGAGAAACUGGACCUUAUCGGACCAAAGAUGCACCGUUAAAAGCAUCAAAAUCAACUUCGAGAUUUCCUGGGUUCUAAACAUCAGUUCAGAUAUCCUCAUUUUUAUUCUGCCCUGGCUCGUUAUCCCCGAGCUGACACUGAGAAGAAGACUGAGAUAUAGUCUUUACGCAACGUUCCUCCUUGGCCUCAUCAAUAUUAUCUUUUGUGUAGUCCGGUUUGCUCAGAUCCAGCAAUAUGGUGGGGAUUUGGUAAUCACCAUAAGUCUUGUCGAAUUAUGGAGUUUCAUCGAUGCUUGUAUUGGCCUGAUCAUCGCAUGCCUCCCGUCACUCCGGCCUUUCUUCAACUGGCGAGAAAAGAUUCAGUACUAUGGCCAGAGCAGCGGUCAAGAUAGUAAAGCGUAUUCAAGCCAUAACUCACGAAGACCGAUGGUAUCGUCAGACCCUGGAAGUUUGAGUCAGCCAUCCAACGUUCACUUGAGUGAGGAUAUGCAACGGAGGUUCUCAGUAGCAUAA
Messenger RNA from Fusarium verticillioides 7600, 1082 nucleotides. RefSeq lists its product as hypothetical. The record is from RefSeq and is a predicted model, not a curated record. Bases 99 to 1082 code for a protein of 327 amino acids. NCBI's taxonomy places the organism in Eukaryota, Fungi, Ascomycota, Sordariomycetes, Hypocreales, Nectriaceae. The transcript has 6 exons.